This is a messenger RNA of Euleptes europaea (tarantolino), 2329 nucleotides long. It is a transcript of the gene TRAF7, whose product is annotated as TNF receptor associated factor 7. The record is from RefSeq and is a predicted model, not a curated record. Lineage: Eukaryota; Metazoa; Chordata; Lepidosauria; Squamata; Sphaerodactylidae. Bases 41 to 2329 code for a protein of 762 amino acids. Gene Ontology annotation, cellular component: nucleolus. The transcript has 22 exons. Gene Ontology annotation, biological process: Notch signaling pathway; ribosomal large subunit assembly. Gene Ontology annotation, molecular function: zinc ion binding; protein binding.
CAGCAGCAGCUUUUACGAAUGGCGAAUGCGGGGCUAGAUUAUGAGCGCCAACAAGAACACCCGCUACAACCGUUUCCCCAGUGGCACAGCCAACGGCGCUUCUUCAGAAAGCGCUAACGGGACCAGGAUGGAGACCACGUUUGGCCCUGCGUUCUCUGCAGUGACCACCAUCACCAAAGCGGACGGGAGCAGCACAUUCAAGCAGCACCGCCGGACGCCCUCCUCUUCCAGCACGCUUACCUACUCCCCUCGGGACGAGGACGAUGGCAUGCCCCCUAUCAGCACUCCUCGCCGGUCCGACUCGGCCAUCUCCGUCCGCUCGCUGCACUCCGAAUCCAACAUGUCCCUGCGCUCGACUUUCUCUCUCCACGAGGAAGAGGAGGAGCCAGAGCCGCUGGUGUUUGCUGAGCAGCCCUCGGUGAAGCUUUGCUGUCAGCUGUGUUGCAGCGUCUUCAAGGAUCCCGUGAUCACCACCUGUGGGCACACGUUUUGCAGGAGAUGUGCCUUAACCUCUGAGAAGUGCCCGGUGGACAAUGCCAAACUGACAGUGGUUGUCAACAACAUUGCCGUGGCCGAACAGAUCGGAGAGCUCUUCAUCCACUGCAAAUACGGCUGCCGGCCCGUGGCGAGCAGCAAGCCUUCUGCCUUCGAAGUGGACGCCCGCGGGUGCCCCUUCACUAUCAAACUGAGUGCCAGGAAGGACCAUGAAGGCAGCUGCGACUAUCGGCCGGUGCGGUGUCCCAACAACCCGAGCUGCCCGCCCCUUCUCAAGAUGAACUUGGAGGCGCACCUCAAGGAGUGUGAGCACAUCAAGUGUCCCCACUCCAAAUAUGGAUGCCUGUUCAUCGGGAACCAGGACACAUACGAGACCCACCUGGAGAUGUGCAAGUUCGAGGGCCUGAAGGAGUUCCUCCAGCAGACGGAUGACCGCUUCCACGAGAUGCAGGUGGCCAUGGCCCAGAAGGACCAGGAGAUCGCCUUCCUGCGCUCGAUGCUGGGCAAGCUCUCCGAGAAAAUAGACCAGCUGGAGAAGAACCUGGAGAUGAAGUUCGACGUGCUGGACGAGAACCAGAGCAAGCUCAACGAGGACAUGAUGGAGUUCCGGCGGGACGCCUCCAUGCUGAACGAUGAGUUGUCCCACAUCAACGCCCGGCUAAAUAUGGGGAUCUUGGGCUCCUACGAUCCCCAGCAGAUCUUCAAGUGCAAAGGCACCUUUGUUGGGCACCAGGGCCCCGUCUGGUGCCUGUGCGUCUACUCUAUCGGAGACUUGCUCUUCAGCGGCUCUUCUGACAAAACCAUUAAGGUGUGGGAUACCUGCACCACAUACAAGUGCCAAAAGACCUUGGAGGGCCACGACGGGAUUGUCCUGGCGCUCUGCAUCCAGGGGAACAAGCUUUACAGUGGCUCUGCGGACUGCACCAUCAUUGUCUGGGAUAUUCAAACCUUGCAGAAGGUCAACACCAUACGUGCCCAUGACAACCCGGUAUGUACUCUGGUCUCCUCGCACAACAUGCUGUUCAGCGGCUCCCUAAAAGCUAUCAAGGUCUGGGACAUCGUGGGCACGGAGCUGAAGCUGAAGAAGGAGCUGACGGGGCUGAACCACUGGGUCCGGGCACUGGUGGCCUCCCAGAACCAUCUCUACAGCGGGUCCUAUCAAACGAUCAAGAUCUGGGACAUCCGCAAUCUGGAGUGCGUGCACGUCCUGCAGACGUCAGGUGGGAGCGUCUACUCCAUCGCUGUCACCAACCACCACAUCGUCUGCGGCACCUAUGAGAAUCUCAUCCAUGUGUGGGACAUUGAAUCCAAGGAGCAAGUGCGCACGCUGACGGGACACGUGGGCACCGUGUACGCCCUGGCGGUCAUCUCCACGCCUGACCAAACCAAAGUGUUUAGCGCGUCGUACGACAGGUCCCUGCGGGUGUGGAGCAUGGACAACAUGAUUUGUACGCAAACACUCCUGCGCCACCAGGGCAGCGUCACAGCACUGGCCGUCUCCAGGGGACGCUUGUUCUCGGGUGCCGUGGACAGCACAGUCAAGCUGGGGCUGCUGACUGUGACACAAAGCAUCUUCCUGCUGGUACGACUCCUCUGCCACAUCAGGGCGCCUUCUGGGGCGGCUCAGCCUCCGAGGCGGGGCGAGGUCGGGCCAAGCCUGGCCUAUGGGGGUCACGUGGCCUCCAGGUUGCAAUUCAUUAAUUCGGCCACGGGAUGGCAGCACCCCCUCUCCACGGCUCGGCCGCUUGGGCAGCGGGUUCAUGGGAGCCCCGGACGGCCGCGCAGUUCCCGGGUUGGGCCACAAGGCGGCAGCAUCUCCUGCCCGGGUUUCUGA